Messenger RNA from Cryptosporidium muris RN66, 675 nucleotides. RefSeq lists its product as uncharacterized. NCBI's taxonomy places the organism in Eukaryota, Apicomplexa, Conoidasida, Eucoccidiorida, Cryptosporidiidae. The transcript is spliced from 3 exons. The coding region runs from base 1 to 675 and encodes 224 amino acids. The record is from RefSeq and is a predicted model, not a curated record.
AUGACUAACUUAAAUAAAGCUAUUGAUUUGAAUUCAUACCAGGAGAACAUUCAAAAUAUAAGUACUGGGAAUAUACCUUUGGAAAAGCCAAAGCUAGAAUCGAAAUUAUUGAGCUGGUUCAAAAAAUUAACUCAAACUUUAAAUAAAAACGAAAUAAAAAGUAAAGAAAAAGAUGAAAUUCCAGUGAUAGAUAUCCGAUUCAAAAGAGCACUUGGUAAUUCAAAGUGGGAGAAAUUAUUGGCUAUACACCACGGAAUUGCAGUAGCUGAUAUAGAAUUAAACAAAACACCAGAAUCAAUUUCAGAUGAGAUGGUUGAAAUAGAACGUACAAUAUUACAUGAUAUUGGCUACAAUUCGUCAGUUUAUAAAUCCGAAGAAAUUAAUCUUUCUAAUUGCUCAAAAGAAAUCUCAAGUAAUGAUAUUGAAGAUUACCGUAGGAAUCUGGAUGCUUGUAGAUAUCUUGAAAUAGAAGCUAGAAAGUGCUUUCUAAAACAUCGUCAUUCUAUUAAUCCUGAUAAAGCUAUAAUGAAGUGUCAUAAAUACCAAGUUGAGUAUAUAGAGUGUUUAUGGGACCAAGAGAAAGUAAUUCGAGGUAUUUCAUCAAUAGAAGUGCCCUUUUCAAAAAAAAGAAGGCCUUUUAUAUCAGCUCCAAAUCCAAAUUCACUAGGUUUAUAA